Molecule: messenger RNA, 858 nt
Organism: Fulvia fulva
Lineage: Eukaryota; Fungi; Ascomycota; Dothideomycetes; Mycosphaerellales; Mycosphaerellaceae
Product: Anaphase-promoting complex subunit 10
Exons: 3
Coding region: 1-858 (285 amino acids)
Biological process (GO): anaphase-promoting complex-dependent catabolic process; protein K11-linked ubiquitination
Cellular component (GO): anaphase-promoting complex
Source: RefSeq, a predicted model, not a curated record
AUGCCAAUGUCAACACGGCGCCAAGCACAGCGUGCCGAACGCGACAACACCACAGUCGUUGAAGUUGCCGACCUCGACCAGAGCAGCGAAGGGCUUCCAUCUGGCGUGGCCCACGAUGUCGCCGAGUCCGAGGAGAUAGAAGUCGAGGGCGACGAGGAGGAAGUGCAAGUCGAAGUAGACGAGACUCCCUUCCCGCCACCAGGUCUGAAGGAGAUAUCAUCAUUGGCCUCAUGGACAGUCAGCACUGCGAAACCUGGCAACGGAGUGGCGGCGCUGAGAUCGCCGGACACGAACCAUUUCUGGCAGUCGGAUGGUCCGCAGCCACAUCUCCUCAGCAUUCACUUCUUCAAGCUCGUAUCCAUCGUACAUAUCAGGAUCUAUCUGGACUUUGCCGCGGACGAAUCAUACACCCCAACGAAGAUUCAAUUUCUGGCCGGCAUGGGAAUCCACGACAUCCAAGAAUUCGCCGAAAUGUCCUUCGAACAACCCACCGGCUGGAUCGACGUCGACUUCUCCAACGUCGGCCCCAUCGAAGAAGAAGAAGGAGAACCCGAUACCCCCAGAGAAAUCGACUGGUCCAAACGCCCCGUCCUCCGCGCCUUUCUAGUCCAAGUCCGGAUCCUUGAGAACCACCAAAACGGCAAAGACACCCAUCUGCGCGCCGUGCAACUUUUCGCCCGGGAUGAAACGCAGCAGACGCGGCCCCCGGUGCCGCUCGCGGAGACGAAUAGUAACGCGGGUCAGAACCUCCGGAAGCGUCUGCCGAGCUUGCAUUCGAAACAUGCCUUUCGUAGGAUGCAGAAGGAGGCGAAUAAUAUCAAGCUUGCUUCCUGGAUGAUGGAUCCCGAUAUGAGGUGA